Fusarium musae is the source of this 936-nucleotide messenger RNA. RefSeq lists its product as uncharacterized. The record is from RefSeq and is a predicted model, not a curated record. Lineage: Eukaryota; Fungi; Ascomycota; Sordariomycetes; Hypocreales; Nectriaceae. Gene Ontology annotation, molecular function: protein binding. The transcript has a single exon. Bases 1 to 936 code for a protein of 311 amino acids.
AUGCUAAAUAAAAGCUCCUUGAAGUCCCUGAUCACUCCCGAUCUGCUUGUGCAGCUCGCGGAUGCCUAUCUUCCUUAUUCUAAAACUGAAGACCUUGACUUCACCAUUGCCCAGUCAGACGGCUUCAGCGCAAACUUCAAGAAAGUAUGCCAAGAAGGCGAGGCUCGAGAUGCACUUAUAGCACUCAGUCACCUCAGUAAUAAUGGAGUCCUCCCAACUCCUAUGGAACUCGACCUUAUGUCCUUUCUCCCAAAACCAUCUUCCCUAGAAUUUCCCCAACAAUGCUUCGGACUUCAGUUGCUUCUUGACCAAGCGUCAAGAAUCCUCUUGACUGGAAUCGAGGCUCGUUGGCAAGUUGCAUACUUUGGACCUCUGGCAAGACGUCUUGCUGGACAGUGGUACGCACUACCUCAUCAUCUACGUCCCCAUUCAUGGCAGAGAUGGAAAGACGAUGUAGGCGUUACUAGUUUUAGCUUCUGGGUUUCGACGCAAGUCAUGUGGGCAGCCCCCUUUCUCCACGCCGAAGAUCUAGGGAGUCAAGAGAUUGGAUUGGAGUUAUCGAAUGAUUUACGUCAAGCUGUUGAAGAGUACACGGAAACACGGGACCCGCAUCGGGAGACAAGGAACAAGACGCUGAAGGAUGAUCUGCUUUUUAUAAGAGAGGUUGUCAAGAGUCCGCCAAAAGACGACGAGGGCGCUAUCAGUAUGGCGGCCUGGACCUAUUGGUGGUGCACGAUCCUGGAUGCUCACUGGCCCAUCAUUGCGCGAUUUGGUCGCUAUCCUUACCGCAAUGCAGCGUUUGGUAGGCCUAGUACAAGGGAUGAAGAGAAAUGGUUGGACGAUAUGAAACAUUUUUCUGAAGCUUCUCCUGAAGAUGCUAAGCACAUUCGAGAAGAUGUAGAGAAGGGUCAGUGGACUCCACUUGGAGAGAGUUGA